Molecule: messenger RNA, 2612 nt
Organism: Penaeus indicus
Lineage: Eukaryota; Metazoa; Arthropoda; Malacostraca; Decapoda; Penaeidae
Product: T-cell leukemia homeobox protein 3-like
Exons: 5
Coding region: 181-1410 (409 amino acids)
Biological process (GO): regulation of transcription by RNA polymerase II; animal organ development
Cellular component (GO): nucleus
Molecular function (GO): DNA-binding transcription factor activity, RNA polymerase II-specific; RNA polymerase II cis-regulatory region sequence-specific DNA binding
Source: RefSeq, a predicted model, not a curated record
CUUGUAGUGAAGGUAAAUCUUGUUAUGUCGGUUGUGAUUUUAAUGGUCUCGUAAGCGCGGCUGCAUGCCAAGAUGGGAGCAUGUUGCGAGCUCAAGAGGACAUUGGUAAUGGAGAAUACAGAUUAGGCGGAGGUGUGUGGUAGUGGCAGCCUAAGACGAGCGUUGCGGCGACCGACCAGGAUGACCGCCAUGUCAGCAGAGGACCACGAGGAAAUAACCGUUGACGGGGCGUCGAGUCGGGAGGCUUCUCCCGCGCCGGUGUCCCCGACCCGCGGCCGCAGCAGCUCGCCGCUCGACCUCAGCAGGGACGAGGCCCUGCACGCCCGCCACGGGGACGCUCGCAGCCCCAAAGGUCAGCACGGGCGCCUUUCGUUCAGCAUAUCUUCGCUCCUGGAGUCGUCGGGCCGCGCCGCAGCGCUCCGACACCGACUCCUGGAGGAGGGAAGUGAGUCCGACCGCGAGUGCGACGGCGGGUUUGUGGGAGAACUGGAGCGCCGCAGCCGGCACAGUGACAGAGACAGUGAACGGUGCGAGCGGGACAGUGAACGCAGUGAGCGGGAACGCGAAGGGGACGACCGGGAGAGGUUAAGUUGUGCUGGCAGUGAGGCUGAGGGCGAGGACGAUGACGGCGAGCGCCCCUUCCAGCCCUUCACGUACACACACAUGCCCUUCAUGGGCGCGGGCGGGCUCCUGCCUCCCUUCUCCCUCGUUCCUCCCAUGGGAGCCGCCGCCGCCGCCGUGGCCGCCGGCCUGGGCUCUCAGGGAUCCCUGGCGGCGAUGAGCGGCCCCGGGGGCGUCAUCCGCGUGCCAGCCCACAGGCCCUCCGUCGGGGGCGCCCCGGGAGCAGGCGCCCUCGGGGCCAUGCUGCCCCACAUGGCGGGCGCCCCCCUGCCCUGGCUGGCGGGGCUGACCCCCCUGGAGCGCACGGCCGCCAUGGCUCAUCACCUGUCUGCCCUCAACCCUAUCACAGGUCCCUUUGGGUUCCCGCGGAGGAUCGGACACCCUUAUCAAUCGAGGACACCGCCGAAGCGAAAGAAGCCGCGGACCUCCUUCACCAGAGUCCAGGUGAACGAGCUGGAGAAGCGGUUCAACAAGCAGAAGUACUUGGCGUCUAGCGAGCGAGCAGCCCUGGCCAAGCAGCUCAAGAUGACGGACGCGCAGGUGAAGACGUGGUUCCAGAACAGGAGAACCAAGUGGAGGCGGAGUGGAGAGGGUGAUGGGGGGUACAUCCUAGGGCGCCAGGAAGCCGAGGACCGCGAAGCCGACCGACACGCCACGAACCGGCUGAUGAUGGGCAUGACACCUGAAGGAGGAUCGAAGCCGCUCUACCCCGGUGCCCAGGACUCCUCUCUCACUCCUCUGCCUCCGGUCCAGAUGCAGAAUCCGAGUCCUUCGCUGUCGGCUGUUUGAGGAGGAGGAGGGAAGGAUGGAAGUGAAGGAGGAAGGGAAGGAUGGGAGUGAAGGAGGAAGGGAGGAUGGGAGUGAAGGAGGAUGGAGGAAGAAGGAAGAUGGAAUCGAAGGAGGAUGGAGGAAGAAGGAAGAUGGAAUCGAAGGAGGAUGGAGGAAGAAGGAAGAUGGAAUCGAAGGAGGAUGGAUGGAAGGAAGAUGGAAUCGAAGGAGGAUGGAUGGAAGGAAGAUGGAAUCGAAGGAUGGAUGGAUAGGAAGAUGGAAGGAAGGAAGAGGGAAGGAUGAAGCAAGGAAGAAGAUGGCUGGAUGGAACGAGGAAGGAAUUGAGGAAGGAUGGAUUGAACGAGGAAGAAAGGAAGGAGGGAAGGAUGAGUGAAAAGGAGGAAGGAGGGAAAGAAGGAAGGAAGGAAUUCUUUCUUUCUCCUUCGUCUUAUUCCCCCAAGAUGUCCGACGACUUAAUUUUCGAUCGUAAGGAAUGAGAAAGAGAGAGAGAGAAAAAAAAAAGACAUAUAGAAAAAAAAGAAGAGAAGAAGAAAGAAAGGAGAAAAAGACAAACACAGAAAGGGGGGGAAAAAUUGAUAAAGGAAAGAGAAAAGAGAGGAAAUGAGAUAUGGACGAGGUUAGCAUACGACUUCCCUUCUCGCUCCCUCUCUCUUUCUCCCUCCUCUUCUUUUUUUCUCUCUUCCUUUGCUAUUUCCAACUUUCAUCUGUUAUCCGCGAUUCCUUCAGAGAGGGCAGUGCCUCCUUCUUACGCCGGAGAGAGGAUGAACCACUGUCAGUUAUAGUGUGACGUCACGGUUCUACAGGAGUUCAUUGGACUCUGAAAAAAAAAAUCAUUUGAAGGUAUAAUUAGAAAUAGUGUAAUAUAAUAAUAAUAAAAAGAAAAAAACAAUACACAGUGAUAAAGUGAGUGAAGAGUAGUCAGUGAAAAAUAAAAGGAAAGAAAAAGUGUUGUUUGCUGAUAAAAGACAGACGAAAUGAACAAAUACUCUUUAUCCGAAUUGAGUGAAAGUAGAAAAAAUAAACUAAAUAAGAUAAUAUAGUUGUAGUACAAUGAGGAAGUUCUCAUAAACAUUUAAGUGUUCAAUUUCCUUUAUUUUAUUUUAUCUUCGUUCACCCUUGAACACUCUUACCAGUGAGAAAAAAAAACUAUGUGUACGGUUGGUGAAGAAAACGCGCGCCCGUGUGUGUGUGUGUGUGUGUGU